AUGGCUACAAAAGUUUUUGGGAUUUCAGAAUUGUCAACCCAAUGUUUCUGGAGGGACAAUUAUCAGGGCAUUGUUAUUGCUAAUGAUGAUCAACAACUUACUAUAAAUUUGAAGAAAAAUGGAGGAACCACUGAUCUUUUUGUUACGGCUAUCUAUGCUAAGUGCACUGCUAAUGAAAGGAAAGACCUUUGGCAGAGUUUAGAAAAUCUAAACCCCUUCAUUGAUGGACCUUGGUGCAUUGGAGCAAACUUCAAUGUGAUUCUAGAUCCUGAAGAAAAGUUGGCAGGUAACGCCAUAUGGAUUCUAAGCAUCAAAUUAAGUCAGUUGUCCAAAAAUUCUAUUGGUGAUGUGUAUGAGCAGGUGAAUGACUGGGAAAAUAAAGUGCAAAUAAGAAAAGAAAUGGAUUUAAACAACAACGACUUUCAAUCCAUGGAGGAUCUUAAUAAGACUCAAGCUGAAUCUAUGAAGUGGCUUACUAUGCAAGAGUCCUUAUUGAAGCAAAAGUCUCAAAUAAAUUGGUUCGAGGAAGGUGACCUCAACACUAGGUACUUUCAUAACACUAUCAAGGAUAGAAAGAGAAAACUCCAUCUACACAGAAUCAAAAAUCAUAGAGGAAGAUGGAUUCAGGGGGAUGACAAGAUUGGAAGAGCUGCAGUUAGACAUUUCAAAAAGUUUUUCAACCUAAAAAAGGCUACAGUGAACAAUAAGAUCCUAGAUCACACCCCUAAUGUCAUCAACAAUGAAGAUAAUACUCUGUUAGUCUCUAUCCUUAAUGAAGAAGAGAUCAAGAACACUAUUUUUAAUAUGAGUGUUCAUAGUACUGCAGGCCCUGAUGGGUACAAUGGUGCUUUUUAUCAAAGUUGCUGGCAUAUUAUUAAAGAGGAUGUUAUUGCAUUUGUCUAA
Molecule: messenger RNA, 903 nt
Organism: Solanum dulcamara
Lineage: Eukaryota; Viridiplantae; Streptophyta; Magnoliopsida; Solanales; Solanaceae
Exons: 2
Coding region: 1-903 (300 amino acids)
Source: RefSeq, a predicted model, not a curated record